GAGGAGCUGCUGAACUUGGCCAUUUAAGAGUGGGUAAAAGAUGGAGUGGAUUUACACUUGGCACAAGGUAUUUCCAAGUUCAUGAUUGUCUCAAUUUACAAUAAAUAUGAACAAGAAAGUAAGCCUGCUAUUCUCGUUUAAGGCAUCCUUUUGCUACACAGAUAUUAAUCAGAUUAGUUAUUCAAAUAAGAUUGUGCUGCAGCAGGGCAGCCCAGUGGUUAGUGUCAGGGUGCAUACAUCUCUGUUGUUGAAGUGACCUUGAGCAACACACUGAACCCUGGCUUCUCCUGAGGCGUUUCUCCUGCUGACCAUGCCCUCUGACCCCCUCAGCUUGUGGAUAUGCAAAGAAUUUCUAAUUACUACUGUAUGCAUGGAGUGCCCUAAAUUCCUGUGUCAAACUGUGCUGCCUUGUGCACCUUAAAACACAUCACGCCUCAGCUUCAGCCUCCUGUCGCUCUGCACACCAAACCGGAGCCGAGCUGCUCAGGUUUAUCAGGGUAACACAUCUGUUCUACACAUCGUUUUCAUUUUUAGCUUUUUGUGGGUUCCCAAAUUUGACUUGUCGAGUGUGUUGCGAGGCCUGGCUGUGUGGAAAAUCCAAACACACAUUCACACUUUUUUUUUUCUUGAAUGCGCAGAGCCUGCAUUCUUCCUAUCAGCUCAGCCUUUAACAAAAACGAUUUUAUAGCUUUAUUUUUUUUUCUCUCCAAUCAUUUUAAUUUCUUUACAGCCAUUGCACUUUAAUUGCAUUCACUGAAAAUAACACAAGAAUUUUCCAUAGCUAAUAAUGCCUCUUUCUUCUCUUUGCACUUGUGUGGAUACAAAGGUCAUUUUUGUGCUUUGAAAUAGUUCAACUUUCAGGUCAUUUCUUGGUUUGAUUUGUGUCUCCCUCCUUCUACAGUAUGAAUGGUGCACAGUGCUCCACUGAUAUGUAGCCUCAAUAGCUUUGCCUUAUUUUAUACUUCAUUUAUAGACAUACAUUGAAUUCAAGUCUGGCUUUAGUUUGCCCAUGACACAUUACAUGCUUUUAAUCAAAUGUACUGAAUAGACUUGGGAUUCAGUUAAUAACAAAUAGGAACAGCUGCUUUAAAAGAAUUAAAAAAGACAUGAUAGCAGCAUGAUUAGCGUUACUGUCAGUGUCAAUUACGAAUUAUUUCUUUAUCACGAUUGCCUUUUUUUAUACGAGCUACUGGCCUGCACUGUGAGAUAGAUCAUGAAUACUUUUUAGACAAAAUACUGCAUAUGAACUGAUGAAUCCUUGGUUUAAUCCUCUCAUUUCUUCCCUUUCCUCCAUGUUAAUCAGUGUUUCCUUGGCUUGGCCUGCAUGCCUUGUGAUGCUACCUAUCAUUAAGCCAAACCAGAAAUACAGGUCUGAGAUAAUCUGUACUGGCUCAGUAGCUUUGCAGUGUGUCCAUUAUGCUGCUUGUAUAGUUCUCUCUUACUCUCACACAAAGAAAACACAUAACUAAAAGGAACAUGAUAUAUUUUUAUGCCAUUGAUAUUACUAUGAAAAGGAAACAGUAUUUUAUAAUCAAUAAUAACAUCUGAAAAUUUAUUCAGAAAUGUUUUAUGAUCAUUAACUAUGUUGGCUUUUUACUUUGGACAUUAAGUAACACAUUCAAUGUUUCAAAUACUAUAAGGUGAUACUUUGUUUAUUAGUUAUGUUAUUUAUUGUGUUAUGCACAUACAAGUGCCCAGCCAACAAGACACCAAAAAUACUGUUUUUGUGACAAACAUUUGUCAGACAUGAACAUAACUUCUUCCAUACAGCAUUACAUUGCAAACAAAUAAAAUCUGCCCCCCGAAAAAUAUUCCCUUCCUAAAAACAGCUGUUUUUUUAGAAUCAUAAAUCCAAAAGAAAUCAUCAUGAAUGAAGGACAUUUUAAUUUAAAAAAAAAUGCAGCCCUUAAAUCCCCACACAAUGAACAAUAAAACAUGAAAUGGACUUCAUCUUUGAUCUCACCUAAAACACAUAACAAACAAAACAUUUUCUCUUCGGAGAGACAGUUAAACCUGUCUGUUUCUAUAAUGUACUGGUAAAUGACCUGAGCAUAACUGCACACAGAGAUCUUUGACGUUUAGUUAAAGCCUGCCUCACAUAAGGCUCUACUAAUGAAUUCCUGCAAUUUUUGUACAUAGUCCCUCCAUGUUCUAAUGCAAAACUGUAUUCAGUAAAGUAAGAAUUUAAUUCUGUAAAAUUAUCUACAUGCAAACUUUGUCGUGAACAUUACAAAUCAGUUGACUUUGUACUGCCAGGCGCUCCUCUCAAACUCUCUGAAUUUCAGCCCACAGUAUCUCCAUAAGGAUUUGAGUGUAGCUUCACUAGGCUCUGGAUUACUUUGAAGCAGUAGGGGGUACACAGUGUAAGUCGGAGCAAGUAAGAGUCUGAAUUAUCAAUCCACACUACAAAUUAUCAUGUUCCUGCUACAGAGGCUUGUGCACGUGUGGCAUGGGGGGUUUAUUUUUUCUCCUCACUUGUCUUUUUAUUACACUGUAUGGUAAAAUUAGAGGAGGAAAAAAACCCAACGUAAAUUGUUCUUGACAAAGACAGCAGAAGGAACAUGCCCACAGAUUUAGCCUCUAAAAAGCCUCAUCAGUUCAUGUACAUUUGGUUAAAGUUUAAAUAUAGAGAAAUAAACACACAUUCUUUGUGUCAGUGCCAUUAUACAACUAGAUCUUAUACCCCGACAGAGCUACAGGGUAUAAAAUAAAACAGCCUUUCUGUCCUUUAGCUUUCCCACUUUUCCCUGUUUGUGUCCCUUUUCCUCCUGCUCAUUGACUCUGCCUGCAAGGUGCUUUUAGCGGGCCUUGUGUGGCCGGGUUAGAGAUGGAUGUGUGGCCCUUGGGAGCCGCAGGCAGAGAGCAACACUGAUCAUGUCAGACAGGCUGGGGAGGCUGCAUAAGAUCAUCAUCACCCAGUAGUGGAGUGAAUCGCCGCAGUGGCACUUUCACACAACCUCUGACCUCCGGGGUAACCUCUGAGGUCAUGAUCAAGGUCAGGGGUCAGCGAGGGCCUCUGUGAUCAGGCAGCUCGCAGGCCCCUACUGCCGCUUCCUCCUCUUUUUCUCUCUACGUUCUCUCCCUCCAUUUUUGUCUUGCUCUUUCCUUUCUCUUUCCCUCGUCUUCUAUCUGUUUCUCUAUCGCUCACACUCUCUUUCACUGGCCGGGACCAAUUGAGACAUCCCAUCCCCUGGGAGUGCAAAAGGGAAAGCAAGAGAAAAUCAAUAGGGGAGAUGAGUGAAGACCUGGGGGUCCCAUCAAAAACUGAAUGCUUCUGUCUGUGCUGCAGGACACCGCGCCCUGGGCCAAGGUGUUUACACAACCUAAACGUGCCUGGGAGGCCGACCGGCAGGCAGCAGGCCUCACAAAAGCUCCAUUCAAAGGCACCCAAAAAGGCCAAGAUGAAGUUGGCAGGAGGCUCCAACAUCAUCGCUAUGUUUGAGCAGAACCAGAUCCAGGAGUUCAAACAGGAGUUCACACUCAUGGACCAGAACAGAGAUGGUUUCAUUGAUAAGAGCGACCUGAGGGACAUCUUUGCUCAUUUGGGUCGGCUUUACGUUGGUAAUGAUGAGCUCGAUGAGAUGAUGAAGGAGCGUUCAGGACUCAACUUCACUUUAUUCCUAAACAUGUUCGGAGAAAACCCUCAAAGGUCAGUCAGCAUUUUAUAGUCUUUAUUUUCAAAUUCAGAGUUUCAGUGUUUUUUCUUUUCUUUUACGUUCCAGAAAUACUUAAUACUGAAAUUUGAUUUCUGUUUUUGAGAAAUGUGUAUAUUUGCAAUUUUAUUUAAUCUAUUAUCAGUUUUGUAUUUAGAUUUUUCAUGUGUGCAUUGCUGAAAAUUAAGUCACAUGUACACACACAGAUAAUAAUCACACAUUCACAGUAUCUAAUUUAAGUAGUUGGGGUUUUUCUCCUAUACUACACUACAACUGCAACAUGGCUUUGACUGGGAUCCCUAAUCUAAAAUUAAUAUUUAAAUAUUUGUUUAUACUUUGGUUUGUGUUAUUGUUUUAAGUGAACUUGAUCAUUUAUUCAUGCAUAAUUUCAGUCAAGGCUUUAAGUUUUGCUUUUAUUGUCUCCCAAAGGUAAAACUUGUCUUGAACUAUGAAGGAAUUUCUGCAUAAAAAAACAUGAAUGAACUAGAUUUUCUUAUCAACUAAUCUUGGUGUAGUCCUUAUUUCAUACUCAGCAUCAAAAUAUAAAAUUUUAGCAUUUGCCACAAAAACAAUACUAAGAAAAGCCAGAAAAGAAAAGCCAAUACUGAAGUAUCAUAUGAAACUGAGAGAGUGUGCAUCAUGUCUGCGCAGAUGAACAGUUGUUACUCGCAGCUUUACCUGUGUUUUGUCGGGAACUGACCCAGAGGAGAUGAUUCUCAAUGCCUUCAAGGUAUUUGACCCGGAAGGAACAGGAGUCCUCAGGGGCGCGGAGUGAGUGUGUGAUUUUCUUCACCGUUCUGCACAGACACAGAAAUCACUCUGUGGCUUGUGAUGCCUCUCACAGGAAUUCAUCACUCGGAUAACUAUGAAUUAGUUUGUACAGUACAAAAACGUAAAUCAUUAACAAAGUUCCCGCAUGCAGACAAUGCAUAUCUUGUUCCGUGAAAUACAGAUGACAGUUCAUUCAAAGUCAAAGAGAUGGAAACAGUAAUUCUUCCUCUCCUGCAGGAUGAAAUAUCACCUCGCGUCACAGGUUGACAAGUUUACAGAGGAUGAGGUGAGUUGUUGCUUGGCAACAAGGUGAAAUACUGGACGUAUCAAUAUGAGAUAUGUGAUUCAAAGGUACGGGCGGUGGCAAUGCCGUUGAACAAUUUGAAGGUGAGCGUUGAUGAAUACCCAGAAUCUGAGGCAAUUUAAUUUGAUUUAAACCCCUUAACUACCAGCUACAGCUUAUUACAAAGAUCCCUCUCAGCUCUCUUCCAGACCCCCUCUUCAGUAACACUGCUACUCAUAACCUUCAUGGCCCCUGGCUAGAGACACAGUAAUCUCAUUUGUACAGCAACAGAUGUUUCUCUUAAAAACAUCCGUUGACUGGGGAGUGAAAAGUCUGCCUCUCAUUCUCUCCAGGGAUCAAAGAGACUGGUCUAAUCGCUAUGAAAUCUGUCACAUUUGUACUGGUUUGAAGAGACAUAUUGACUUACAGUACGCUUACUAUGUUGUGAAACGUAAACGCUCUCCUUCUCCGUCCCUCUCACGAAGCCGACACAUAUUUCAUGAGGAAGCUUUCGUGCUCUGUACAUCAAAAGGCCGCACAGAGGAGGGGAAAAGAGAGAGAGGAAAAUACAUAUGAAACAACAAAACCCCCAAGACAAAUAAACAGCACAGCGUUCCCAUGGCAGCACGGUGCAGUAAUCUGACGGCUGGUUUCCCAUGGCUGUGUCUCACUGCCCCAUAGACCUCCACUCUGUCUCACUGAUGGCUCCUGUGAUUGCAAUCAUCCAUCUUACUGUCAAAGGCAAAAAAGGGGAAGAAAGGGGAAAUCACACACACCAUCUCUCUCUCUCGCUCCCUUGUGUCCAGCAAACAAGCCACCCUACUGUGAGCAGAGCCGACACAUGGACCACAGGCCCUCUGCUUAGGGUGUGUGUGUGUGUCCAUGCUUAUAUGAUCUACAGAGAAAACAUGUGUGGGUGUGCAUCUUUGGUUGUCUGUGCCUGCCCAUUAUACUGCAUGAUCAGUCACUGGAGUGUACACGGGGGAGCGGUGGACAUGUCUGAUCUUGCAGCUGAUCAAAAGCACCAGAGACUUGUUCCCUUGUGGCCGUUGCAAGCGGGCCUCAUAUCAACAUGUCUCUGUUCAGUAGACAGGAAAAACAAGAGGAGAGAAACAGGCAGAGGAGGGGGAGGAGGGGAGGGGUACAUCAGGAGAAAGACAGAAACAGGCAGGCAAAGCACAGAUGAAAGGGUGCAUAAAGAGGCCAGAGUGGAAUAUAUGACAAUGAUACAUAACCGCACUUAUCUCCCUGUUCUGAUGAGCUAUUUUAAUGGCAAAAGCCACCUCUGUAUUUGUCUGUAGAUGUAAUAGCAGGUGUGAUCCUUUUCUGCAAACCUGACAGUGCUCCUCAUCAUAAAAGCUGUGGAUUUAAAAAAAAAAGAAAAAGUGCAAUAAACCCUUUACCUCUUUGCUUAAAGGUAAUUCAGAUGUUUACAAACUUCCAUCUGUAAGUCGCCAGUAACCUUGACUACAAGAACGUGUGUUAUUUGAUCACCCACAGAGAGGACAAAGAGUAGUAGUAAGAGGAGGGGAAGAAACAGAAGGAUGAAAAGAAGAGGAAGAAGAGGAGCAGCAGCAAAGCUUCUGUCU
Messenger RNA from Siniperca chuatsi (mandarin fish), 6296 nucleotides. RefSeq names its product myosin regulatory light chain 2B, cardiac muscle isoform-like. Gene Ontology annotation, cellular component: mitochondrion; cytoplasm. The coding region runs from base 3234 to 3668 and encodes 144 amino acids. The transcript has 5 exons. Lineage: Eukaryota; Metazoa; Chordata; Actinopteri; Centrarchiformes; Sinipercidae. The record is from RefSeq and is a predicted model, not a curated record. Gene Ontology annotation, molecular function: calcium ion binding.